This is a messenger RNA of Rhinopithecus roxellana (golden snub-nosed monkey), 3183 nucleotides long. RefSeq names its product golgi SNAP receptor complex member 2 (gene GOSR2). Gene Ontology annotation, cellular component: SNARE complex; late endosome membrane; ER to Golgi transport vesicle membrane. The transcript has 5 exons. Gene Ontology annotation, biological process: vesicle fusion; intra-Golgi vesicle-mediated transport. NCBI's taxonomy places the organism in Eukaryota, Metazoa, Chordata, Mammalia, Primates, Cercopithecidae. Bases 83 to 580 code for a protein of 165 amino acids. Gene Ontology annotation, molecular function: SNARE binding; SNAP receptor activity. The record is from RefSeq and is a predicted model, not a curated record.
GAAACCGGAAACCGGAAGGGGGGCCGUGAGGACGUGUUCAGAGGAAGCCAGAGGCUGAGCGGUGGCCGGUCCGGCCGGCGACAUGGACCCCCUGUACCAGCAAACGCACAAGCAGGUCCACGAGAUCCAGUCUCGCAUGGGACGCCUGGAGACGGCAGACAAGCAGUCUGUGCAGAUAGUAGAAAACGAAAUCCAAGCAAGCAUAGACCAGAUAUUCAGCCGUCUAGAACGUCUGGAGAUUUUGUCCAGCAAGGAACCCCCUAACAAAAGGCAAAAUGCCAAACUUCGGGUCGACCAGUUAAAGUAUGAUGUCCAGCACCUGCAGACUGCGCUCAGAAACUUCCAGCAUCGGCGCCAUGCAAGGGAGCAGCAGGAGAGACAGCGAGAAGAGCUUCUGUCUCGAAUCUUCACCACUAACGGGACUCAGAAGAAGAUCCUUGACAUUGCCAACAUGCUGGGCUUGUCCAACACGGUGAUGCGGCUCAUCGAGAAGCGGGCUUUCCAGGACAAGUACUUUAUGAUUGGCGGGAUGCUGCUGACCUGUGUGGUCAUGUUCCUCGUGGUGCAGUACCUGACGUGAGCCAGCCACACUCAGUGGCUGAACAGCAUUCCCACGGCCUGCAAGUGUGUGCGCGUGAAAGAGAGAGGGGGGCCCAGAGGCCACCUUUUGAAAUGUGUGCCUGUCUGAACUGUGAAGACACUUGGGGAUGAUUGUGAUCUAAUUUCCAACCUGCUCUGUUUUCUGUGACAUCUUGGAGGGGGAGCUAGUGCCACCACCAUACGCGGUGCUUAGAAAAUGAAAGAAGUCCCAGGUCUGUCUCUCUCACUCUCGCUGUCACUGGGGGAGGGAAAGAAUGGCUUUGGUGGCUUUGUUCACACAACUGAUGCGUGCCCUGGGAAGGUGUCCACAGUGAGCCCUGCGUGCAGGACUGUCCACACGGUUCACACCUUGUCAUCAUCUGGCCUUUCUGGCUCCUGAUAGGCUGGAGCAAAAGUGAAAAGGAGAGGAAAGAAGCCUCCUUUUCUCACAUGUAGUCGAUCUCACAGUAGGUCGAUUCACAUGCUCCUGGCCACCUCCCCCAUACUCCAGUGACAUGUAGAUGACUAACUGUCAAUACUUGACACCCUUCCCUGGAAGCAGCUACCUAGGGGAAACAAGAUGCUGUUGCCGAUAACAAGAUUUUCCACACUGCAGUUGGGUGUUUCUCCUUUCUGAAGUGAGGCCAGUAUUAUUCCCUGGCAGUGUUCAGUCUUGACCCUAGUCACUGAUUUUUUCUAGUUGUUAAUAGAGUAGUUGGCUUUUAAGGUUCAGAGACUGGGGCUUGGCACCUGUGCCCAGGCCUUGUGGGCCUUUGCCUCUUAGAAAGUAGCUGUAGGCAAAGAUUUGUGAUUUUCCAGUUACAGUCUCAGCUCUAGUUUUAGUAUCUCUAAUUCUUUGGUUCCCUUCUCUUGCCUGAAAUAUAUUAGCACCUGCCAGCCAGGCCCCCAUUUUGCCCAGCCAGUGUGGGCAGAUGCCAUCGUGGAGACAUCUGUAGUGUUUAUAUCCUUGUAACACUCUGUUUUCAGGGAGUACAAUCUUUUUCCUUCUCUGACCAGCCCUGGAUUCAGGCUGUACUAAUGCCAGCUGUCUUGUGGAAUUUAGUAUAAAGCCAGUCUGUCUUGAAGUCUAUCUAACGUGAUUAAUCACUGAAAGUCCCAGAAAGACCUAGUUAGUGUAUUUUCUCAUUUACCACAGGCCUUGCCAACCCUACCAGCUUUGGGCACAGUAGCUUCAUGGCAAGACAUAAAAUGACACUCAAAAUCCUUCAGAACUAGAAACCUGCUCAGUAUUAACCCCACCUUUGGUUGUCCUGCCCCACCUGCUCUGUUAGUUUCUUGUUGCUUGAACUGUCUUCUGUCUUAUUUCCCUUCUUUUCUGUGUUCCUCUUCACCUUCCUUGUUCCCCUUCCUCCCGCUCUGUAGUCAUGUUGGUCUUUUCAGGCACAUCUGUGGUAUAGCUCCCCUUUGGUAAGUUUUCUUAAUUGUCACAGAUUAACUGAGGUUCCUGGAUGGUGAUUUCACACUUUUGGUCGGAUGAAAUCUCCAUUAUUCCUACCCCUCUGGGCCAGACGGCCCUAGCUUUCCACGGAAGGAGGGAUCUGUGACUCCUAAAAUGGGUUGGGGCCCUGCCAGAGUUCAAGCAGUGACUGGAGGGUGGACUGAGGCGUUGCAGCAUCUUUAGACCUAUAUCUGUCUAACCCUGGGGAUUCACGUUGAUAUUUCCAUUACACCCAGCACCGCUGCGGUGCCAGGGACCUAGCACAGGGCUCUUGGUAAUCCAUAAAAUGGAUUCUGAGACUACGACAGCAUGGCUGUCCUGUCCCCCAGGCACCCAAGGAUCCUGCCAGACAGCACGCUUUGGAGGAAGGUCUGCAGGGAGCAGCUGAGCCAUUUGUUCUUGAACUCUGGGAAGCAGAAGUCCCCACACCCAUCAUGCGUGGACCGAUAGGAUGUCUUUUCAUGGUGUGCACCAGUGCUUUCCACAUUUGACUAGUUGGCUUUGAUGAACUCUCAUGCUGCACCUUCAGAGCCAGUUCUCUCUAGUUUGGAAUAAAAAUUGCAGAGGUAAUUUUUGGGUCUUUACCACCUGGAGUUGGUGGACAGCAGCCAGUGUGUCUGGACAUCCAGGAGCGUUGAGACUGCAUGUUGUCACAUAACCACUUUUCUUCACACAUCUGCUUUUGGUGCCUGGUGAAAAAUAGACCUUGGCCUAACAAUGUGACUGUCUCUGCCACCUCAGAGUGUAGGGAUGGGUCCAGGCCAGUGAAGGAGCACCCUCUAGUGGAGGCAGGGGUGAAUUCUUGUGUCGAGCUGAUGCAAGAAACUCCAGUAGCCAGCGAGUGAUUUAAAACAGGUGGGUUAUCAAGAGGAACUUGGGAUCUCUUUAUUACGUGGACAUUUACUUCAGGGGGGACCGUUGUAAAUUACGUGGACAUUUACUUCAGGGGGGACCGUUGUAAGAAAAGCCAAACUACAAGAUCAAGUAAGUUAGGUGAGUCUUAAUUUUUUAGAUUUCACUGAGGGGUUCUGUCCACCCUUUGCCCUAAUGAAUUUGAAUGGGUUUGAUUUGCGAAUUUGGAUUUAGACCCAUUGUUUUUGAAGCACAUCAGCUGAAUAAAGUUGAGGUUUAUUUUAUUUAGAAAA